Clarias gariepinus (North African catfish) is the source of this 1966-nucleotide messenger RNA. It is a transcript of the gene nkd2b, whose product is annotated as NKD inhibitor of WNT signaling pathway 2b. Bases 275 to 1495 code for a protein of 406 amino acids. Gene Ontology annotation, molecular function: calcium ion binding. The transcript is spliced from 10 exons. The record is from RefSeq and is a predicted model, not a curated record. Gene Ontology annotation, cellular component: cytoplasm. NCBI's taxonomy places the organism in Eukaryota, Metazoa, Chordata, Actinopteri, Siluriformes, Clariidae. Gene Ontology annotation, biological process: negative regulation of Wnt signaling pathway.
GACAUUAGGAGCGACAGAGGAGCGCCGGAGAGGACAGGGGAUAUAUGUGUCUGUAUUUAGUGGAGCUCGUUUUGGUCUAUAAUUGUAUUUUUUUACAUAAAAAAAGUUGCUUAAAAUGUACUUAAGUUUAAGACACGUCUUUGGAUAAACAUUGGAGUUUUUAUUUUUUAUUGAAUUUUUAUUUGGUCUUUGGAACAUAAUGUUAAACAUCUCAAAGCGGAAAGACUCAAGGAUUAUUACUUAACGAGGAGUAAAUAUUUAUUUUAUUUAAAAAAUGGGUAAACUUCAUUCCAAGCACGCCUGUAAAAGAAGAGAAAACCCUGAAGGAGACAGUUUUGUAGUCAGUGGCUUUCUUUCAAAAAGAGGAGCAGGAGACACAAGUGAGACGUCCGAGCACAAAACACGGCACAUUCAGGACUUAGGCAACUGUGACUUUAAGGAAGGACAGUUUGGAGACCAACACUGCCCCCUAGAGGUGGUCUUGCCUCCUGAGAAAGCAGAGGGCUGUGAGAGCUCCUUGCAGUAUGGGAACAGUGAGGAAGGAGAGCGAGAGAGCAGCAAAGCGAGGAAACGCAUCAGUUUGAAUGAGCUGGAGUGUGACGUGUCCGUGGAGGACGACAACAGGCAGGAGUGGGUCUUCACGCUCUACGACUUUGACAACAGCGGCAAAGUGACCAAAGAGGACAUGUCGAGUCUGAUGCACACCAUCUACGACGUAGUGGACGCUUCGGUAAACCAGUCGUGCCACAGUAAAAGCAAAACGUUGCGUGUGAAGCUGACUGUUACACCCGAGCCCAGCCCGCGGCGGAGAGAUCACGCCACACACACGGCGACAGAAAGGGAUUGGAACUGCAGCCGUGUGGACGCCACGCAGCAGGAAGAGGGGCGCGGGGGAGACAAACGCCAUUCCACACACGUGAGGGAUUCUCUGGAGAGGAAUCAUUACUGCGUGGAUGAGAACACAGAGAGGAGGAAUCACUAUUUGGACCUGGCCGGCAUCGAGAACUACACCUCCAGAUUUGAAAUGCCCCCUACAGUGCAACAGGAUAAUUCAUCCCGCCCGUCUCACUCUCAGAACCGCUCUCGCUCCCAUGAGCCUGAAUCGCACUCCCAGCAGCGGCGUUCGCAGCUCAUCAGCGAUCACUGCGCCUCUCGUGCCCUCCACCCCACCAAACCCCCUAAAGUUGCAUCUAAAGGGGGCGCAAACAACCCGACAAGAGCCAGCAAGUGUUAUGGGCAUCAUGGUGGGCAGGACGUAUAUCACCUUCCGCAACAAAGCCAGCAUCAGCAGCAAACACACUCCCAGCACCCCCUGCAACACAGCCACAGCAAGAGGCUGAGGUCCAGAUCGCAGAGUAAACACACAGUACAGUCGCCUGACCGGGAGCACACACACGCCACAGGGUUUGUGGUGCCCGUGGUGCAGCGGCAUGAGCACCAUCACCACCAUGAGCAUCACCAUCAUCAUCACUAUCAUCACUACCAUCAGACAUGAUUGUGCACACACAUACACACACACACACACAUAGACACACAUGUUGUGUGUUUUAUACAUGUCAGAACCACAGACAGGUCCAAGUUGUGUGGAAAUCAGAUGUUUAAAGCUGGACACGUUACUCUGCUCACAUUUGCACACUUUUUUACCGACACUCCAAGUGUGUGCCGUCGUUAGACAUACUCCAGGUAUUCUUCUUUUAUCCAAUCUCAGGUGAAAACUGCUGCUGUUUAAGCUUUUCAGAGAAACAGCUACCUUUCUCUCUGUUACCUGCUGUGGACUGAGGGCUCUCCUUCUUACCAGGGUACACAUCACCACUGCCAGUUAAUGCAAAAAUAUAACCUUGUAUGUAUAAAACUGUAUGAAUAUAAACCUGUAUUGUUUAAUUAUACAGACAUCAUAUACAUAUUUAUCUUGGUCAGUAUGUAUGCAUAUAUAUAUUAUCCUGUUUUUUAAGCAUAUUUUAAUAAA